CCCCGCUCCGCCCGCGGAGGAGCCGCAGGGCGCUCCCCCUCCUCUCCCGGGGCCGCGAGCGCCCCCGCCGCAGGGCCGGCCUCCCCUCCCCGCCCGCGGGGACCGCUCCCGGAGGAGCAGGAGCCCGGAGCGGCCGAGGAGUGCGCAGGAGGGGGCGGGAGGCGUUGGUGAAGGGAGGCCCCGCUCGAAGAUGCCGCCGUCCUGGGCCUUUGCGCUCCCGCUGCUGCUCCCCUGGGUGGCAGGUGGAUUAGGGAACGCAGCCAGUCCAAGGGAUCACGGGUUGUCGGCACCCGCGUUCCAGCCUGGGGUCUGUCGCUAUGGAAGUAAACUGGCCUGCUGCUACGGCUGGAGAAGGAGCAGCAAGGGAGUCUGUGAAGCUAUGUGUGAACCUGGAUGCAAAUUCGGUGAGUGUGUGGGACCAAACAAAUGUAGGUGCUUUCCAGGCUACACCGGGAAAAGCUGCAGUCAAGAUGUGAACGAAUGUGGAGUAAAACCCCGGCCGUGCCAACACAGAUGUGUGAAUACACACGGUAGCUACAAGUGCUUUUGCCUCAACGGCUACAUGCUCAUGCCAGAUGCCACAUGUGCGAACUCUAGGACGUGUGCCAUGACAAACUGCCAGUACCGCUGUGAAGACACGGAGGAAGGGCCGCGGUGUGUGUGUCCGUCCUCGGGCCUCCGCCUGGCCCCGGAUGGAAGAGCUUGCAUAGAUAUUGAUGAAUGUGCCUCUGGUAAAGCUGUCUGCCCCUACAAUCGAAGAUGUGUGAACACAUUUGGAAGCUACUACUGCAAAUGUCAUGUUGGUUUCAAACUGAAAUAUAUCAGUGGCCGAUAUGACUGUGUAGAUGUAAAUGAAUGUGCUGUGAAUACCCAUACGUGCAGCCUCUACGCCAAUUGCCUCAAUACCCAAGGGUCUUUCAAGUGUAGGUGCAAGCAGGGAUAUAAAGGCAAUGGGCUUCAGUGUUCUGUUAUCCCUGAAAAUUCUGUGAAGGAAGUCCUCAGAGCACCUGGUACCAUCAAAGACAGAAUCAAGAAGUUGCUUGCUCACAAAAACAGCAUGAAAAAGAAGGUAAAAGUUAAAAAUGGCAUCACAGAACCUUCUGGGACUCCCACCCCUAAGGUUAACUUGCAGCCCUUCAACUCUGAAGAGAGUGUUUCCAGAGAUGGGAACCCUGAUGGAGAUAAAGAAAAGAAUGAAGAGAGAAAGAAAGAAGAGCUGGAGGAAGAGAAAAGAGAUGAGAAAGCCCUGAAGAACCAUGUGGAGCAGGAGCAAAGCCUUCGAGGAGAUGUGUUUUCCCCUAAGGUGAAUGAAGCUGGUGAAUUUGGUCUGGUUCUGACCCAAGGAAAAGCUGUAACAUCCAGAUUGGAACAUAAAGCAGAUUUAAAUGUCUCAGUUGACUGCAGCUUUGACCAUGGGGUCUGUGACUGGAAACAGGAUGUAGAAGAUGAUUUUGACUGGAAUCCUGCUGAUCGAGAUAAUGCUGUUGGCUACUAUAUGGCAGUUCCAGCCCUGGCAGGCCAUAAGAAGGACGUUGGCCGGUUGAAACUUCUCCUCCCCGACCUGCAGCCCCAAAGCAACUUCUGUUUGCUUUUUCAUUACCGGCUGGCUGGAGACAAAGUAGGGAAACUUCGAGUGUUUGUGAAAAACAGUAACAAUGCCCUGGCAUGGGAGGAGACCAGGAGUGAGGAUGAAAAGUGGAAGAUGGGGAAAAUUCAGUUGUAUCAAGGGAUCGAUGCUACCAAAACUAUCAUUUUUGAAGCAGAACGUGGCAAGGGCAAAACCGGAGAGAUUGCGGUGGACGGCGUCUUGCUGGUUUCAGGUUCCUGUCCAGAUGGCCUUGUAUCUGUGGACUGUUGAAUGUUACUGUUGUCUUUUAUAUCUUUAUAUUUGGCUUUUUAUGUCAGUUCUCUGUUUUUUGAUAUUACAUCAUAGACCCCCCCAUUUUAGAAAUACAAACUGAAAAAUUAUAAUGUACCAACGGAAACAUUAUUGUAAGACACCUUUCUUGUAUAAGAUGCGCUGAUAUUUGCUUUAAAUAUAGUACCACUAUGAUUUCUCAUUCAUUUCUGAAUUUAUAAAAUGUGGAAAUGCCAGUUCAGUUUUUGCCCCCUGGUGUGAUUUGUCUACAUGAGUUGAUGAACUUCUCUAUACAACAUUUCUAGAAUUACAAGGAAAAAAAAGGCACAGAGCAAUGUUUAACUCUUUGACUUCUAUGGCACUUCUUGGAAACGAUGACAUCACAGAUAGAUUUUUACCUAAGUGGCUUAGCCUGAUCUUUUACAGCCAAGCUUGCAUAUUUAACUUCUUUGUAAUAAUAAUAUCCAGAUAAUCACCUUGUGUCAUGGUUUAAAUUUUUCUACCAAAA
Molecule: messenger RNA, 2366 nt
Organism: Equus caballus (horse)
Lineage: Eukaryota; Metazoa; Chordata; Mammalia; Perissodactyla; Equidae
Gene: EGFL6
Product: EGF like domain multiple 6
Cellular component (GO): membrane
Molecular function (GO): calcium ion binding
Source: RefSeq, a predicted model, not a curated record